This is a messenger RNA of Acipenser ruthenus (sterlet), 4093 nucleotides long. Its product is annotated as zinc finger BED domain-containing protein 4-like. The transcript is spliced from 3 exons. Gene Ontology annotation, molecular function: DNA binding; protein dimerization activity. The record is from RefSeq and is a predicted model, not a curated record. Lineage: Eukaryota; Metazoa; Chordata; Actinopteri; Acipenseriformes; Acipenseridae. The coding region runs from base 237 to 2336 and encodes 699 amino acids.
GAACGACAAUAAAAUAAAAUAAACUUAAGUUGUGGGUAAAUGCUGAAGUAAAAGAUAUCGUAUUUAUUUAAUUUUUUAGCAGGGAAAUGAUGUCUGCUUUUCGUGGUUUAAAAAAAAAAAAGAUAUAUCAACCAAACUAAAAGCCCCCCCCCCUUUAUCCGCCUUUGUUGUGUGUUUAUUUUUUUGGGUUGGUUUGCCCAGUCGAGUCUCUCUGGAAUAGCGUAAGAGCGAUCGCCAUGCCGUCCCAUUCCCGAAUCUUCCACCACUUCGAGUGCGUGCAGGGACAAGUGACGCUGGGGAACUUCAAGAUGCGGUGCAAGCAUUGCAGGAGAGAAGUAUCGGGGUCCUGCAAGGCAACCUCCAACUUCUACACACACAUGAAGAGGCACCACGCAGACAUCUACCUGGAGCUGAAAGAACCCCUCCCUGCUUCCGAAACCGCACCCAGGGAGCCCCGCCUGACCCCCCCCUCCUCCUCCCCCCAUCCCGGGGCCUGGAACCCCCGUGACCCCCGCCAGCGCGCCCUCACAGACGCCGUGGUCGACUUCCUCUCCCACUCCCUCCAGCCCCUGUCUCUGGUCGAAGACCCCUCUUUCAAAACCCUCCUAAAACUCGCCCAGCCCUCCUUCUCCCUCCCCAGCCUGGAUCGCCUCCGAUACGAGGUCCUGCCCGCCAGGACGGCCAGCCUCUACUCCUCCGUCUCCUCCCGGCUCUCCAAAAUCCCCGGGCUGUGCCUGACUCUGGAUGUGUGGGCGGAGAGGGGGCGGGGCAGGGGGCGUGGUCAGUCGCUGGUGGUGGGUGUGGCCGGCCACUACAUCCAGGACUCUUCCUUUCGCCCGAGGAGCGUCCUGCUGGCUUGCAGGAGGGUGAGAGGCGGGUCGGUGGAGGAGCGGGAGGAGGGAGUUCUCUCGAACUACCAGGAGGUCGUCUCCAGUUUUGGACUAGAGGACAAAGUGGUGACCCUCAUCACGGGCAGCGGAGUCGACGACGGACCGCCGGUCAGGCUUCCUGGGUGGGAGGAAGAGGAGGAGGAGGAGGAAGAGGAAGAGGACAGCGACGGCGAGAAUGGCGUCGGCACGGCGACCGAAGCCGCCUCCGACCCUGGCCCGCCCCUUUCCCCUCUGCCCCACUGCUUCCCCUGCUUCUCCCGUGCCCUGGAGUCCGUCGUGGGCGACGGGCUGAGACGCGCCGGACACCCGACCUCCGCCGCCGUCCGCAGAGCCAGCAAGCUGCUCGCUGACCCGUCCCGUCGAGAGAUCGCCAGCCAGGGGCUUUUCAGUGACCCGCAGAGGCAGCGGCAGCAGCAGCAACAGCAGCAGCGGGGCUGGGCCGCCCAAGCCAGGGCUUUGAGAUCUGUCGUCCCGGAGAUCCCCGAAGAAGAAGAAGACGACGACGAAGAAGAAGAAGAAGAGUUGGACCAGAGCUGGCGGCCACUGCCUCAACCUCCUCCUUCUCCUGCCCCUCCUUCUCUUUCUCCUCCUUCUCCGGCAAACUUCCCGUCGGACCGGCUCUCCGACACGGAGCUCCAAGCCUUGCGGGAGCUCUUGGGAGUCCUGCGUCCGUUCGAGCUCGCGUUGGAGCAAGCGGAAGGGAGUGGAGGAGGAGGAGGAGGGGAGGGAGGAGGAGGAGGAGGAAGGGGGACGGCCAGCUGCGUCCUGCCUUGCAUCCGAGGGCUGAGAGCCGAGCUGGAGGAGAUGGGGCACCGCGGCGGAUCGGAGCCUCUGCUGCUGGCUCUGCGGUCCUCCGCGGAGAGCCGGCUGGCCGGGUACGAGGGGGAGGAAGCCUUCGUGCUGGCCGCCGCUCUGGACCCGCGCUGGAAGCUGGACUGGUGCUCCGGAGCGGCGGAGGCCCUGGAAGUCAAGAAGCUUCUGGCGGGGAAAGUUGCGGCGAUGGUGGCGUCGCCGGAGCCGAAUCAGAAUCCAGUUUCUUCUACUCUCCAGACACCUCCUCCUCCAAAGAAGAAGAAGAAGAGGAUGACGAAGGCGACGCAGAAGCGUUCGGGUCUGUUCAGGUUCAUGGGGCGCUCGGCUCCAGAGAGUCCCCAGCUCGGAGGAGCAGCGUCGGGUUUCACCGCCUCCCAAGUGGAAGUCUACUUCAGCCAGCCUUGCAUCCCGGAAGACGCGGACCCGCUGGCUUUCUGGUACCACCACCAGGGGGCGCUGCCUCAUCUGGCGCACCUGGCCGCCAUGUACCUGGCCACGCCCGCUUCCCCGGCUCCCGUGCGGCGGCUCUUCUCGUUGAGCGGCGGGAAGACCUUCGGGCCCCUGGGGGCCUCUCUGUCGGAUUUCCGUUUCGAAGAGAUGAUGUUUCUCCGUUGCAACGGGAUGUGGAAGUGACAGCUGCGGCUUAAAAUCUCAAACCCUGUUGUUGUUGUUGUUGUUGUUGUUGUUGUUUUUGUGCGUCUAUAUCAAAUCAGAUGUUAUUUAUAUAUAGGGUCAAUGAUCUGGUAGUUAGAGAUAAACCAGGAGGUUCAAAAUCACCCGGCUCAGCCACUGACUCACUGUGUGUGUGUGUGACCCUGAGCAAGUCACUGAACCUCCUUGUGCUCCGUCGUUCAGGAGGAGACGUCAAACAAACGAGCUCCUAUUGGAAGUGACUCUGCAGCAGCCACUGACUCCCUGUGUGUGUGUGUGACCCUGAGCAAGUCACUGAACCUCCUUGUGCUCCGUCCUUUGGAUGAGACGUCAAACAAACAAGCUCCUAUUGGAAGUGACUCUGCAGCAGCAGCAGUUGUUGAUGAAGCAGAGUUCACCCCCUUAGUCUCUGUAAGUCGCUUUGGGUAAAUGACUGAUUAAUAAUUACAACAUCUGAUAAAAUUAUGUCUUAAAUAACAUUAAUUCUACUGUGCAGUGUUUCUCUCUCUGUUUCAUAGAUUUUUCAUAAUUUGAUGCAAUAGCUAAUAUUAUUAUUAUUAUUAUUAUUAUUAUUAUUAUUAUUAUUAUUUUAGGAUUUUAUCAAAUGUAAUACAGUAGAUAUGAUACUUUUUGUUUUGAUUUUUUUGAAGGUUGGUUUACAUUUUGAAAGAGAACUGAAGCUUAAAAAAAACAAAAAAUAAACGACGUGUUUUUUUCCAGCACUAAAAUGAUAUUUUAUAAAUACCUACAGUCGUGUGCAAGUGUAUUAGAACACCCCAUUGCUUCUGUAGUGUUCUCAAAACAGGCAAAUUCCUGAUUCUCAUUUAAUGGAUGACUUUAAUAGACCACACGUGCAAUUUCAAACAGUCAGAGAAAAGGAACACGGAGCCACACGCGGUCAAACGCAGGAGACUUUUUAGAAGUUGUUUGAGACGCCUGAUUAAAGCACAAAGCGGUCUCACAUUUUCACACACAGGAGCGCCUGUUGUUUCUAUAUCCCUGACUACUGAGAGGAGAUUGAAAUUCUCACCCCCGGAGGUGUUUUCAUGCAGGCGGGUAUAUAAAGGAUAUCAAUGACACACCUGGAGGUGUGCCGAGACGUUUGCACAUUAUUGUUAUUUACAAACAAAAUGUGUUGCUGUUUAGCGUCACUACGGCUGUAAAUCCAUGCAUUCAACAGAUUAAACAUUUUAAAAAAAUGUGGGUGUAAAUUUGUCGUUGUCAUUCGGACAUAUUUUAAAUAUUGAAAGAAAAAAAAACUGGUUUAUUUACCGUUCUUUAUUUGACAUCUUUACUGUAAAAUUAAUUUGGCGGAUUUGUUUUUGGAUCCAAUAUUCAGCACGGAUUUAUAAAAUGCUGCAAGUGGCUGUGUGGAGGCUGUGUGGUCCAGUGGUUAAAGAAAAGGGCUUGUAACCUGGAGGUCUCGGGUUCAAAUCCCACCUCAGCCACUGACUCAUUGUGUGACCCUGAGUAAGUCACUUCACCUCCUUGUGCUCCGUCUUUCGGGUGAGACGUAGUUGUAAGUGACUCUGCAGUUGAUGCAUAGUUCACACACCCGAGUCUCUGUAAGUCGCCUAGGAUAAAGGCGUCUGCUAAAUAAACAAAUAAUAAUAAAUAAACAAAUAAUAAUAAUAAAUUCUGUCUCAAUCCUAAAAUUUUAAUAUUUUAGCGAUAAAAACAUAUUUGCUUUCAAUGCUUCAAGGGACUGUGGGCCAGUUUUAAUAAAAUUAUUAUCAGGA